GCCGCAGCGAGAGCAGAGCGGACGGAGCGCGGCGGCGGACUCGACGCACACACAGACUUCCUUCCUACUCAGCGCGAGCGGGCUGCCUUGACAGACAGGCGGCGUUCUGACAAAUUACCCAGCAGCUUUAUAUUUGCAUCCACCGUCUAAAAUCGCAAGCUCGUCUGGAUUUUUCCUUUUCUCGUUCCUCUUUCAAACGGAAGAUAAGGCAAUAUAUUCUUCACCUCCUCCUCCUCCCCCCUCCUCCUCCUCGUCGUCCUCCUCCUCUCUCGCUCCGCGAGUCGGGAGUUAUAUAACGCGGAGAAAACGUCAGCGAGCGGUCUCCUCCGGUGGGGCCGGCGUGAGUCAUUGAUAAAUACACGGGCAUUCUUCGCGCAGAUGCAUGAAUGAGCGCAAGUUUAGGGAAUCUGCACCACGGGAAUCUGCCAGAGCCUCCCGAUCCGUCGCCUCCUUGAAAACGACUCCUUUUGACGACAACAACAACAACAACAACAACAACAAAGGUGCGAGAAACCGAUUCGAUUCGUCGGACUCUUCUCACGCAACGAUUUUUAUUUCGACGCACAACAUUUUUUUUCUUCUUCUUCUUAUAAUUCCCGCGAUCCAGCCUCGCGCUACCGCUUAAACCCCCCUCCAUGCGCCAGUCCGCGUAAGGUUUUUUUUUCCUUUUUUUUUUGCUUCAAGGAGGGGGCCCUCUCCUCCGCUGAAAGGCGACGCUUAGCCAGGCCGACCCGAGCCAGUUUCCCAGCGGCCAGGUGUCCAGCGCUCUCCGCUAUAAAUGCUCGACAAGCUCAAGCCCGUUCAGCUCGACUCGGCAAUGGCGAUCAGCAAGACCGUUGGGUGGCUCAGGGAGCAGCUGGAGACGCGCAGGGACUGCCUGCUGGUCAUGGACUGCCGGGCGCAGGAGCUCUUCGAGUCGUCGCACGUCGACACGGCCAUAAACGUGGCCAUCCCGAGCCUCAUGCUCCGCCGGCUGAAGAAGGGCAACCUGCCCGUCAAGUCUCUGCUCUCGAACGGCGACGACCGGGAGAGAUUCGCGCGGAGGUGCAAGACGGACACCAUCGUGCUGUACGACGAGUACAGCAGGGAGUGGAACGAGAACGUCGACGGGGGCUCCGUGCUGGGCUUGCUGCUGAGGAGGAUGAAAGACGAAGGCUACAAGGCUUAUUAUCUGGAGGGUGGAUUUAGUAAGUUCCAGGCCGAGUUCCCCGCCCUGUGCGAGACGAACCUGGACGGCUCCUCCAACAGCAGCUCGCCCACCGCCCAGGUGCUGGGCCUCGGCGGGCUGCGGAUCAGCUCCGACUCCUCCGACAUCGAGUCGGACCUCGACCGCGACCCGAGCAGCGCCACCGACUCCGACGGCAGCCCGCUGUCCAACCCGCAGCCCUCCUUCCCCGUGGAGAUCCUGCCCCACCUGUACCUGGGCUGCGCCAAGGACUCCACCAACCUGGACAUCCUGGAGGAGUACGGCAUCAAGUACAUCCUCAACGUGACGCCCAACCUCCCCAAUCUGUUCGAGAACGCCGGCGAGUUCAAGUACAAGCAGAUCCCCAUCUCGGAUCACUGGAGCCAGAACCUCUCCCAGUUCUUCCCCGAGGCCAUCAGCUUCAUCGAUGAAGCCCGGGGUCAGAAGUGCGGCGUCCUGGUCCACUGCCUUGCCGGCAUCAGCCGCUCCGUCACGGUGACGGUGGCCUACCUGAUGCAGAAGCUCAACCUGUCCAUGAACGACGCCUACGACAUCGUCAAGAUGAAGAAGUCCAACAUCUCGCCCAACUUCAACUUCAUGGGCCAGCUGCUGGACUUCGAGCGCACGCUGGGCCUGAAGAGUCCGUGCGACAACCGCGUGGCGGCGCCGAGCCAGCCGCUGUACUUCACCACCCCCACCAACCACAACGUCUUCCAGCUGGACCCGCUGGAGUCCACGUGAGGGGGGGCUCGUUUUCACCGACAACCCUCAAAAAACCACCCUCCCUUAGCGGUUAAUGGAGACGCCGUGGGCCUCCGCUGGAAAACCUGCAAAAAAAGUUUCCAAAUUUCCCCCCCCCCCCGUCACCUGCUUGAGUGACGGGGGCUCCUGACGUUGUUGAUGCGGCUGGCCCGAGGCCACGGCUGCCGGACGGGGUUGCAGCAGGAGCCGAGCCGUCUGCCCGACGCUCUGAUUGCAGCUGCUAACGUGAAGAUGGACAAAGGAGGGGAGAAGGACGGAGAGAGAGAGAUGAGUUGUAACGCAGAGGGCGCAGACACUUCCCUGUAUUGCUAUCUUGACUUCUUCUCUGUUUCCUGUCAGUGCAUUGGAAGGGACAGGAAGUGAUCCGACGGACCCAUCCAAGUUCCUCGGCUGGCGUGCCAAAGAGACGUGAUUGUUCGAACUCGACAAAAGUAUAGAAAUGAAUAUGAAAUCUUCUUUUUUUUGCAUUUUGUUUUUGCAUUUGGUUUCGGGGUUGAGGGAUUAAAACGCUCACACCCUCGAGACUUCUGGGGGGGGGUAUGUUAUCUCCCCCCCCCUCGUCUUCUGCGAAGACUAGCCCGUGGUGGGGUUGUAGCACCCCAGGUAUGGAUGGCGCAGUAUAGCGGACUCAAUUUCACACGUGUGGAGUCUUUUUUUUUUGGGAAAACCAUUUAUAUACUUUGUGUAUAUAUAUCGUCAUAUGAUAGACCAUACAGUAAAAAGCCUUGUUCUAGUAUAUACACCCUUUGUAAGAAAAGAAAAAGAAAAAAAGUGGGUACUGAAUAUUUUAUUUGUUUUCAUCUUCUACUUUCGUGUAAGCGACCUAACUGCAUAUCGAUCAAGUAUGUUUAAGUUGAUUAUGCCAAAAAAAAAAAAGAAAAUUUUUCGUAGGUUUUCCAAGAAUCGUACAUGAAUCUGUAUAUGUGUAAUAUAUUUGAUAAUCGCUUUUACGUGUGAAUUCAGCCACUUUCGGCCUUGUUUUAUGCACCCCCGCUUCAAAACCCAAUCCACGUCACCUUUGGUUGUAAUGCCUUAGUUUUCGUGCACGGAAGGAUUUACGACGCGUUAACGUUCAGAGUGCUGACGUCACUUCCUGUCACCGGUUUGCACGACGGUUCAAAAAAAAAAAAUCUCACGUAGCCUAAGCUCUUUUUUCAUAGGGCCGGUUUUUCCGGAGAGCUAUUGAUAAUUUUUUGGGAUGGCUUCAACAAGUCCCCAGCCACGUUUGAAUCAGACGGGGCAAGCUUUAGGGCAGCCAUGAGGGGACCCCCCCCCACCCCCAUGUGGGUAAGGCUACAUCUGGUCUAUCAGUAACGUCUCCUCUGGAAGUUAAUGCCGAGUAACACACCGGCUGAAAGUCUCUGAGAUGUCGACAAAAGCGAGCGGCUUCGCCCGGCCUCGCCUCUUCAGGGACAAAACUCUAUGAAAUGCAGUUUUUCUUUUUUUUCUGUGGAUUGAGAGAUAUACGUAUCUAGUACCGGGAGGGGGUUAUUGCCCCCCCUCCCCCUUCCUCCUCCUCCCCCUCCUCCUCCUGAGAGAAGGCCCCCCCCACCCUUUCACACUCCUCUUGCGAAUGUAAAGAAAAGAUAAGUUAUUAAUAAAUUGCUAUUUUGUCUACACUUUCAGCA
Molecule: messenger RNA, 3576 nt
Organism: Lampris incognitus (smalleye Pacific opah)
Lineage: Eukaryota; Metazoa; Chordata; Actinopteri; Lampriformes; Lampridae
Gene: dusp6
Product: dual specificity phosphatase 6
Exons: 3
Coding region: 779-1927 (382 amino acids)
Biological process (GO): positive regulation of apoptotic process; protein dephosphorylation; negative regulation of ERK1 and ERK2 cascade
Cellular component (GO): cytoplasm; cytosol
Molecular function (GO): protein tyrosine/threonine phosphatase activity; MAP kinase tyrosine/serine/threonine phosphatase activity
Source: RefSeq, a predicted model, not a curated record